Messenger RNA from Olea europaea var. sylvestris, 2210 nucleotides. RefSeq names its product patellin-3-like. The transcript is spliced from 4 exons. The record is from RefSeq and is a predicted model, not a curated record. NCBI's taxonomy places the organism in Eukaryota, Viridiplantae, Streptophyta, Magnoliopsida, Lamiales, Oleaceae. Gene Ontology annotation, molecular function: lipid binding. The coding region runs from base 75 to 1841 and encodes 588 amino acids.
AUAUUAAUCCCCACUCUCUGCUUUAAUUAAUUGUCAAAAAUCUAAUUUCUUGUUUAUUCUUGAAUUGUAUAAUCAUGGCUGAAGAAACCAAGAAAUCUGUUGCUGUUGCCGUGGCUGCGAGUGAAGAGGUUGUGGUAACUGAUGUGCCGGUGCCUGGGAAACCCACGGAGAAGGAGGCGCCACCACAGCCGGAGGAGGAGUGUGAGGUAGAAAAGGCUGAGAAACCGGCGGCGGAAGAGGUCGUUAAAGGUGGUGCUGUUGAAGAGAACAAAAUAACUGAAUCGGCUUCGUUUAAAGAGGAAAGCAACAAGGUCGAUGAUCUGAUUGACCCCCAGAAGAAGGCGUUGGAUGAAUUCAAAUUGUUGGUUCAAGAAGCACUUAAAAAGCAUGAAUUCACUGCUUCGCCUCCGCCGCCUUUGGCGAAGGAGGAAGAAAAGAAACCUGAAGAACCGAAAGCUGAAGAGAAGAAGGAAGAAAAAGAACCAAAACCUGAAGAGAAAAAAGAUGAAGAAGAAUCAAAACCUGAGGAUAAAAAAGAAUCGUGUGAGGCUCUUUCUGAAGUUCCACCGCCGCCAGAACCAGAGGUCUCGGCGGAGAAAGAGAAGGAAGAGAAACCCACUCCACCGGCUAAGGCGGCAGAGCCAUCAGAAUCUGUUGUUGAAAAAAUUGAAGAAAAAGUUGCAGCUGCUGUUGAAGAAAUAAAAGAAACUAUAGUUCAUGAAGUUCCACCGCCACCAGCAGAGGAGUUUACCCCUGCCCCGAUGGAGAAGGAAGCAGUGAAAGAAACAGCACCGCCGCCGCCGCCACCGGAGGAGGUUUCCAUCUGGGGAAUCCCACUUUUGGUCGACGAAAGAAGCGAUGCAAUUCUCCUCAAAUUCCUCAGAGCCAGGGAUUUCAAGGUCAAAGAAGCCUUCUCGAUGCUGAAAAGUGUUGUAGCCUGGAGAAAAGAAUUCAAGAUUGAUGAACUCUUGGAAGAAGAAACCAUUUGUGAGGGGAUUGAAAAGGUUGUGUAUAUGCAUGGAGUGGAUAAAGAAGGACACCCCGUUUGUUAUAACGCAUACGGAGAAUUCCAGGACAAGGAUUUGUAUAACAACACAUUUGCUGAUGCUGAGAAACGAGCCAAGUUUUUAAGAUGGAGGAUUCAGUUUCUGGAGAAAAGUAUAAGGAAGCUUGAUUUUAGCCCAGAAGGUGUUUGCACAAUUGUCCAAGUGAAUGAUCUGAAGAAUUCCCCUGGACUUUUCUUAUUCAAGAAAGAACUCCGCCAGGCCACCAACCAGGCCCUCCAGUUGCUCCAAGACAAUUAUCCUGAAUUUGUUGCCAAACAGGUUUUCAUCAAUGUUCCAUGGUGGUAUGUGGCUUACAACAGGAUGAUCAGUCCGUUCUUCACUGAAAGGACCAAAAGCAAGUUCGUAUUUGCAGGCCCGACUAAGACUGCAGAAACCCUCUUCAAAUACAUAGCACCUGAGCAAGUACCAGUUCAAUAUGGAGGCCUCAGCCGGGAGGGUGAACGGGAAUUCACAACGGCUGAUCCUGCAACUGAGGAAUUCAUCAAGCCAGCAUGCAAGCACACUAUUGAACUGCCAAUUCCUGAGGCAUGCCAAUUGGCUUGGGAGGUGAGAGUGGUAGGCUGGGACAUUUCCUAUGGAGCUGAGUUUGUACCCAGUGCUGAGGGUGGAUACACUUGGAUUGUACAGAAAUCGAGGAAGAUCGGGCAUUCCGAUGAGCCAAUAAUCUGCUGCAGCUUCAAAUCCGGUGAACCUGGCAAGAUUGUGCUCACACUGGAUAACCAAACUUCAAAGAAGAAGAAGCUCAUCUACAGGUCCAAGAUUAAGUCUGAUUGAAAUUCAUGAAUAUAAUGCAGUAAAAUGAGAAGGAUUCCUUUUGUUCGAUUCAUAUAUAUAUUCUUUGGUUUUGAGUUAUAAUGUCUUGGGGAGAAAUAUUUGAAUAUUUGUUCUCAUUUUUCUUUAUUUAAAGUUUCUGUGUUUGAUUGUAUUAAGUAAAUGCAAGGAUAGAAGAAACUGUUUACAGCAUGUUUGCAACACAAUAGUAGACAAGAAUGAACGGGAUUUUCACUUAUUUGAUACUGUCCAGCACAGUCUACAUGCCGCUAGAUCUGUAUACAGGGGAUUGGUUUCUGUAAAAUUUAUGUAAAUUUGAAAAUUUGCUUAUUUAUCAUGGAUGAUGAUAUUAAAUGGAUUAUUUUUAAACUU